Talaromyces amestolkiae is the source of this 3480-nucleotide messenger RNA. RefSeq lists its product as uncharacterized. Gene Ontology annotation, cellular component: U2-type post-spliceosomal complex; U5 snRNP; U4/U6 x U5 tri-snRNP complex. The coding region runs from base 1 to 3480 and encodes 1159 amino acids. NCBI's taxonomy places the organism in Eukaryota, Fungi, Ascomycota, Eurotiomycetes, Eurotiales, Trichocomaceae. The record is from RefSeq and is a predicted model, not a curated record. Gene Ontology annotation, molecular function: glucan endo-1,3-alpha-glucosidase activity; DNA binding; zinc ion binding. Gene Ontology annotation, biological process: RNA splicing; generation of catalytic spliceosome for second transesterification step; DNA-templated transcription. The transcript has 10 exons.
AUGGAUUUCGCAUCCUUAAUGGCCAAGGAAAUCUCCAAGGCCAAACCCAGCGACACCAAAGACAAAAAAGAAACCACAAACAACAAUAAAUACCAGCGCCGAGCCGACGUCGAAGCAGCGCGCAUCGCAGCAUACAACGCUGAACAGGAGAGACUACAACGGGAACGGGAGGAAAAAGCAGCUCUCAAACGCAAACACGAAGAAGACGAGAUUGAGCGACGACGUGAACGCGAAGAAAAGAAACGCAAGUUAGCGGAAGAGUCGCGCAAGAAAAGGGAAGCUGAAGAGGAAGCUGCCGAAAGACAGAGGAGGAAGAGGCUGGGAUUACCGGAGCUACCGCCGCGGGCAAGUGAAGAAGGAACGCCGGUGCCGGAAGAGGACGAUAUCGAUGAUGAGGAAUUGAUCAAGAAAUUGAGAGAACUGAAUGAGCCAGCAACUCUGUUCGCGGAGACGCACAAAGCUCGCCUUAAGCGAUAUCGAAAACUGGUUCAACGAUCACUUACGCCACAACUCUCCAAAGGCCCUAUCCCGACCACUCUCGAAUUAGUGCCAGAGAAAGACAUGAAGAUACCCGUCAAAAUACCAAAAGACAUUGAUCCAGAAGCCAGAAACUUUCUUUUCAGACAACUCGCCUCGUACUUCACUAUGCUGCUGGAAGAAUGGGCAAUUGCGCUCGCUAAACGAGACACAUCUGUCAAGGAGAGCUUUGCGGGUCGACAGGCAUUCAAUGCCAUGGUGCAAAGUAGGGAUAAUAUGCGACCUUUGUUUAAGAAAUUUGAGACUGGGGAUAUCGAUCAUACGGUUCUGGAAGCCGUGGUUGAGAUUGUGCAUUGCGCGCAGGAAAGAAGAUAUGUGGACGCGAAUGAUGGUUAUCUGAGACUGAGUAUUGGAAAAGCGGCAUGGCCUAUCGGUGUCACCAUGGUGGGUAUCCACGAACGUUCAGCACGAGAGAAAUUGCACGAAAGCGACAACAAGGCCCAUAUCAUGUCGGAUGAAGUUACGCGGAAAUAUCUACAGAGUAUAAAGCGGUGCCUGAGCUUUGCGCAGGUGCGAUGGCCGCCGGAUGACCAGUUGCAGUUGAUGGCUGCCGUCAAGCUUAUUACAUACUCCGCAUCUCCCACUGGUCGCGCUGUUUUUGCUCACUACAUGGUCGGCUCUAUGACUGCCGCAGAAGCUGUAACAGAUGUAAAUGACGCCAUUGCUGCCGGUUUCGAUGGAUUCGCGCUGAACACUCACACAAUCAGCUCAAGCGAUACUUGGAAUACUGACGCCCUAAACUACCUGUUCACAGCCGCCGCCGGAACCAGCUUCAAGCUGUUCAUUUCAUUUGACAUGAGCUGGGGUUUAGAUGUUUCCAGCCUCGCAGCGUUCCUCGCCCCUUUUGUUGCCCAGGAAGCGUACUAUUUCGUGGACGGCAAGGCGUUCAUCAGCACGUAUACAGGUGGUACGAUAUCUAAUUCGGAGUGGGACAGUGGUUUCAUCGUUCCUCUAGAACAGACAUACGGCAUCACCCCUUAUUUCGUCCCCAAUUUCGGCGACUAUUCUGGGUAUCCCACUGGUGUCUUUAGUGCAUACCCUAUACUUUCUGGGGUAUUCACUUGGGAGUCGGCCUGGCCAGCAGCAGGAACUACACCCGCAAAUGUCAGCGAUAGUGUGGAUGCCCAGGCGUUGGCUGAGGCACAUGCAGCUGGAGCUGUGUAUAUGAUGCCCCUCUCAUCCUUCCAAUUCAAAUACCUCGGCUCCGGUCAAGACUGGUACCGCAUCGGCGAAGACAACCUACCUCAGCGCAUGGAACAGAUUUUGACCCUGCAGCCCGAUUUUGUCGAAGUAAUUACCUGGAAUGACGCAGGCGAGAGUCACUACGUUGGCGACUUCUGGGCUGAGCAGAUCGAUGGAACCUCCAUCGGAACGUACGCUGAUGGAUUUGAUCAUAAGGGCUGGUUGCAGAUAAUCACCCCUUUCAUUAGCGCCUACAAAGCCGGAGCCACGGACAUCUCUCAGAUAACCCCUCCAAACAGUGCCCCUGUUGGUGCGCUUUGGUAUCGUACGCUCCUAACCACUGCAGGCUGCUCGUCUACCAUCUCCAACUAUCAAUCUGCCCUCGAUGCCGUGAAUUUUGCCGUCAUCCUGCCCUCUGCCGGCUAUACGAUUAAUGUUUAUAGCAAUUCUCAGCUAAUCGGCAGCUACCCCGGUGUUGCUGGAUUGAACUACAAUAGUGUUCCUGGCCUCCAGGUGGGCAGCGGCCAGUACAUCCAGGUCUUGGAUAGCUCAAACAGUGUAGUGGCGACUGCAACGGGUACAAAGUCUGUGGCAUCCGAGAGGACCUACUUCACUUAUCUCGAUAUCUACAAAGACUCAUUGUACACGACCUGGCCGAUUGUGUCCAUCGAUUCUUUGAAAGCCCGACUGAACGACCGCCGGAAGAUCGAUUAUGAAUCCUACGCGCUGGCUGCAGCACUAAGUGCGGCGACAAUCGUACAAUUGAAGCUUUCACGAAAUGAGAGCAUGUCUGAAAAAGCCCCAAGUGUGGAAGGAGAAGACUUUGUAAAGGACUGUCUACGGCAUCGUACCCAAUACAAUCAUCAAAACUCCAUUACCGUCAAUUCACUGCUUACCUCCCUUUUCCUUCACAUGUACUACGCCAAUACGGGGCAAAUGAGUGCUGCGACCUUUGCUCUGCGUGAGACCAUCACUUACGCUGAUCUUUUGCGUCUCGGAGACCCGACUACUUUGAAGUCCGUGUGCAGGGAUGAAAAGGAGUUGCGACUUCGAGUCUUUUGGGUGCUCUUUGUCACGGAACGGACGUUCUGCAUACAACAUCGUCUCCCCAUGACCAUGCAAAAGAUCAACGAAUAUCCGACCUUUCUCGACGCCCACGAUAUCAAUCCGCAUUCCGUCGGUGGAUUCUGCGAGCUCGUUCGCUUAUUCACUUAUGUUGAAACUGAGUUGGUGCAAUCCACAGCGCUUGAACAGGCGGUUCCCAUAUCAUCAUAUAGUAAAGAGGAGCUGCAGUGCAUCUCAACCGACCUUGACACACGCACCCAUCAUCUGACCUCGCUGGGAGACUUGCAAAUCGCAGAUAUCGAGACGACACGCGCUUGGUUGAGGUCGCUUCUGUGGCAGCACGCUGCUUCGCGAUUUAUGCUCGAGUCGGAUGCCUGCAAUGUGCAUUUUACCCCAGAGUAUCCGUUCCAUCUCGCGAGGGAUUUGCUAUCGUUUCUGUCCAAGGUUCAAUCGAGUUCGAUCCGCGCCCAUGCUUAUUCCAUGGAAGUCAAACUUUCUCAAGUAGCGCAUUCUCUUCUAGACACAAUUGCUGUCGUCCCAUCCAUCGGGCUAAUGCGUGGCCAGCAAUACGGACCGGAGCAUGUUGUUAUUGCUCUCGAACAACUUCUAGGCUUGACUGCAAGUGUAAUUAGUGAGACCCUCAUUCUCCUAGAGACUCUCGCUGAAAUUCUCGCUCAAAUUUCGACUGCGUUUUAG